UAUAGGAGGCAACAUACAAGAUUGCAUACGGAUCAACGAAUCCUUUUGCUCUUCCAUACAACAAUGUCUUCUUCUUCCCCUUUUGUGUUCCCUCAAACUCAAUCCACAGUUCUCCCAGACCCUUCAACUUACUUCUCCUCAAACCUUCUUUCAUCUCCACUUCCCACAAACUCUUUUUUCCAAAACUUUGUUCUUUCAAACGGAUCAAAACCUGAGUAUAUUCAUCCCUACCUCAUCCAAACCUCAAAGUCCUCACUAUCUGCCUCAUACCCUCUUCUCUUCUUCACUGCAGCAGUCUUGUACCAAACUUUUGUGCCCGAUCUCACAAUCUCUUCUACUCAAACACUUUCAACUCAACAAAACCAUGUAAUCUCAUCCCACAGUGACCUUGGUGUCACCUUGGACAUUCCCUCCUCCAAUCUCAGGUUCUUUCUCUCAAGAGGAAGCCCUUUUAAAAACACCAAGUACACCCUUGAGCUCAACAACACUCAGACAUGGCUCAUAUACACCGACUCCCCAAUCUCUUUGAACACGCUUGGUGCUUCUCAGGUUACAUCGAAACCAUUUUCUGGCAUCAUCCGUGUAGCAGCGUUGCCUCAUGACAACCCCAACAAUAUGGCAGUUCUCGACAAGUUCAGCUCUAGCUACCCUUCAUCGGGUAAUGCAAAACUAGAGGAUCCUUUCCGUUUGGUGUAUCAAUGGAAAAAGGAAGGUUCUGGGGAUUUGCUCAUGCUGGCUCACCCUCUUCAUGUUAAACUUUUAUCAAAUAAUAAUAAAACUGGUAAUAUUGCCAUUUUGCAUGAUUUUAAGUAUAGUAGCAUUGAUGGUGAUCUUGUUGGCGUUGUCGGAGAUUCAUGGAAGUUGCAAAUGAAUCCUAUUCCCGUGACAUGGCAUUCUAACAAAGGCGUGGAAAAAGCGUCAUUUCAGGAAAUUGUCUCAGUAUUUUCCAAGGAUGUUCAAGCACUAUCUCCAAUAGCAACGGCAUCCUCCUACGCAUAUGGGAAACUUAUUGCAAGGGCUGCAAGGUUGGCGUUGAUAGCGGAAGAAGUGUCUUUUCCAAACGUGAUUCCCAACAUUAAGGAGUUUCUGAAGAAGAAUAUUGAGCCUUGGUUGGAUGGAACAUUCCCAGGGAAUGGUUUUCUAUAUGAAAAAAAAUGGGGUGGACUUGUAACGAAAAUGGGGUCAACUGAUUCACGCGCUGAUUUUGGGUUUGGAGUGUACAAUGAUCACCAUUACCAUUUGGGGUACUUUCUUUACGGAAUUGCGGUUCUAGCAAAGAUCGACAACGAGUGGGGAAACAAAUACAAGCCACAAGUUUAUGCACUUUUGUCAGAUUUUAUGAACUUGGACGAACAAAACGCUCAUUAUCCACGUCUAAGGUGUUUUGACCUCUACAGGUUACACUCUUGGGCUUCAGGGCUGACAGAAUUUGGUGACGGACGGAACCAAGAAAGUACAAGUGAAGCUGUGAAUGCGUACUACUCAGCAGCUUUGGUGGGUUUAGCAUACGGUGACUCACAUCUUGUUGCCACUGGAUCAACGCUACUGGCGAUGGAAAUUCUCGCUACACAAACUUGGUGGCAUGUGAAAGUUGAAGACAACUUGUACAAUAAAGAAUUUGCAAAAGACAAUAGGAUAGUUGGUGUUCUGUGGUCUAAUAAGAGGGAUAGUGCAUUAUGGUGGGCGGCUGCUACAUGCAGAGAGUGCAGACUUGGAAUCCAAGUGCUACCCUUGUCGCCUAUCACUGAGACAUUGUUCUCUGAUGCUGCUUAUGUGAAGGAGCUUGUGGAAUGGACAUUUCCAUCUUUAAGUAGUCAGAGUUGGAAGGGAAUGACCUAUGCCUUGCAGGGAAUUUACGAUAAGCAAACAGCAUUGCGUAACAUAAGAACGUUGACAGCUUUUGAAGAUGGAAACUCAUUCUCUAAUCUCUUGUGGUGGAUUCACAGCAGAUAA
Messenger RNA from Vigna umbellata (rice bean), 1953 nucleotides. The record is from RefSeq and is a predicted model, not a curated record. NCBI's taxonomy places the organism in Eukaryota, Viridiplantae, Streptophyta, Magnoliopsida, Fabales, Fabaceae.